Molecule: messenger RNA, 1587 nt
Organism: Rana temporaria (common frog)
Lineage: Eukaryota; Metazoa; Chordata; Amphibia; Anura; Ranidae
Product: oocyte zinc finger protein XlCOF7.1-like
Exons: 7
Coding region: 64-1209 (381 amino acids)
Biological process (GO): regulation of transcription by RNA polymerase II
Molecular function (GO): RNA polymerase II cis-regulatory region sequence-specific DNA binding; DNA-binding transcription factor activity, RNA polymerase II-specific
Source: RefSeq, a predicted model, not a curated record
ACUGACGUUAGUGGGGGAUGGGCACUAUUGUUGCAGGAAGUGAAUGGGACAGAGUUGGGAGCAAUGGAGGCAAACUGCAGCAACCUGACGGAGAAGAUUUUACAGCUCACCCUGGAGAUCAUCUACCUGCUGACCGGGGAGAAUAACAUAGUUGCGAAGAAGACACCAGGAGAUGAACAGAACCCCAUUACAGUUCCUCUACAUUCCUUACUGGUUCCAGAAAGAAACGAUGAAAAAAAGAUUUUACAAGUCGCCCAGAAGAUCACUGACCUCCUGGCAGGAGAGGGUGAAAACUCCGGCAAUUUUAAUGUUAGUAUCAGAGAAAAUAUAAAUGAAGGCGAGCCGAAGGAUAGUGUGACGAAGGAGCAGGAGUGUUUAGAAGGACACAAGGAUCUCAACAAGAACGUCAUGAUGGAGAAUCAGCCGCCCCUCACAUCACCGGAUGGAUCCAGUAACAAAAAAAACAAAAAAAGACGUCCCCGUCCUCGGAAAACCCGAAGAUCCACACGGAAAGAUCACACCGUCCCUCACCAUGAUCAGGUUGAAGAAGUGAUGGGUAUAAAAAUUGUGAUUAAAGAGGAAGAAGAAAUGUUUUUGAUAGAUGAUCAGUUGUCUAUAAAUGAAGAUGAAAUAAUGGGGACAAUGACCAAGGGGGAAUCUUCUGUAAAGGACAGCACAGGAGGCCACAGAAGCUGGAAUGCCCCAGAGGGACGUCUCGUUUUAUCUGCAAAUUGUAAUAAAGAAGAUCUUGGCAUGGCAUUGUAUUCUUCAGGAAAUAGCAUUGUUAAUAAAAAUAUACAUGAAAAAUUCAAUACUUUGGGUUGCGAGAGAUGUUUCAGAAUAAAAGCUAACCGGCUAAUUCCCGUCCUCGAAAGACCCUAUUCCUGUUCCCAGUGUGAAAAGUCCUUCUCGAGGAAAUCAGGACUUGCCCAACACCAGAUAAUCCACACUGGGGAAAAGCCCUGUCCGUGUCCUAUAUGUGGAAAGUGUUUCAUCAACAAAUCGCAACUCAAUAGACACAACAUAGUCCACACCAAGGCAAGGCCCUUUUCCUGUCCUCAUUGUGGAAGGGGCUUCCCCCAUAAAGGGAACCGUGAUAAGCACUUGAUGAUUCACACCGGGGAAAAGCCGUUUGUUUGUUUAGAAUGCAACAAAUGUUUUGCCCAGAAAGCGGGACUAAUCAUCCACCAGAAAAAUCACGUCACCUGAGACCUAUGAAGAACAAAUGGAGACGUUCCAUUGGCUGAACCGUUAUGACCUUAGAACAACCAUACAAUAAAAUGAGACAGUCCGAAAGGAUCAGCCAAGCCAAAUGGAAUAUCUUUAGUUUUAUUAUUUUACACAGUAAAUUUUUUUCAUUUAUAAUUUUAUUGUACAUUUUUUAUGGCUUAGUUUUGCUAAAAAAUAAAAAAAAAAUCCUUUCUUCGUUCUGGGGAUACAGAUACCAUAACACAGCAGAGACCUUCGCUAUCAAUAACCUUCUCUAUUCUGUCAGAAAAAUAACAAAAAAGUUUUGUACGGAUUUCCACUUUAUAUACUAAAGUUCUCUGGGAACAAUGGGUGGGGUUUUGGGCUGUCCUUUUUUUU